AUGGCAGAUCCUACAAUUUCGGUGGCAGAGUUUCAACAAAUGCGUGCACAACUGAACCAAUUGACACAACAACUGCAAGCACUUCAGCAUAAUUUAGGUCGUGCACCAAACAGGGAGGACCAACAUGAUGAUGAACAACAUGUUGAGGAUGAUGAUCCUGCUGCCUUGGAGGCCGGGGCUGCUCGUCUUCAGGCUGAGGCAGGUGGUGGUGGUGGCCGUGGCUACGGUGCUGGUUGUGGCCGAGGCUAUGGUGGUGGCCGUAAUUUUGGUGGACCUAAUAUGAGGCCACAUUUCUUUGGUCGUGCCCGGCGUGUUCCUGUUCUAGGGGCUGCAGGUCUUCAUGGUGGUUAUGAAGGCUGUGGAGGUGCUAACUUUGGUGGUUUUGGUGGCCACCAGUUUGCUGGUCAUGAUGGCCAUCGUGACCGGCGACGUGGAGGUCCUGAACGCCACCGAGAUGAAGAUGGUUUGGGUAAAGUGAAAGUGUCCAUUCCCCCUUUCAGUGGGAAGGAGAAUGCUGAUGCUUACUUUGAAUGGGAGACUAAGGUGGACCAGAUAUUUGAUUUGUAUGAUUACCCUGCUGAAAAGAAGGCAAAGCUUGCUGCCAUUGAGUUUAAAGGAAUAACUGAGGAUGAGGAAUCCACGAUGGCUCGGUUCUUGGUUGGAUUGAAUAAACCUAUUGCUGAUAAAGUGGAUAUGACUAAUUACACCAAUCUAACAGAAUUAGUUCAUUUUGCCAAAAGGGCAGAAAGACAGCUUGCUGUGUCUUAUAAAAAUAGUGUUUCAUUUUCAUCUCAUAACAGUUCUACUCCAUGGCGCCAUUCACAACAGCAAGGGUUAGGAUCGCACACACCUUCACCUCACGGAGCUCCUCGUUCUGUUUCAUCUUCCGCCAAACAAUUUGAUGUGAAAGGCAAAGCUGUGAGUUCCACUCAGUCCAACUCCUCUACUGCAGCAGUCCAAAGGAAGACAAGUAAGAUUGAGUGUUUUAAGUGUGGUGGACAUGGGCAUAAGCAAGCUGAAUGCCCCAAUAGGCGUGCAAUUGUAGCACUUGCUGAUGGUUCUUAUGACUCUCAAAGUGAAGAGGAGGACGAGCAUAAUGCCCUGGCAUUAGAAGAUGGGAAUCUUGAAACUUGUGAGUAUCAAGCUGAGGAUGGUGAAUAUAAGCUGGGCUUGAAUUGUUUGGCCAUUCAGUCUAUUCCACAUGUUGUUCCAUAUGACAUACCACAAGUUAUUAUUCCUCUGAAUCCAGAGGAGAUCACAAGUGCUGAUUUUGAUGAUUUGCUUGUUGAUACUAAUUAUUUGGAGGCUCCUACUUCGUCCCGACAUGGUACUCCAUUUGGGUCUGCUACAAGUUCUACUGUGACUGCUUAUGUGUUGCAUGCACCAGACCAUUCUUUGGUGGUUCGGCGAGUUCUUUCUACACAAUUACUUGCAGCUGAGCAAGGGCAGCGCCAUAAUUUGUUUCAAUCACGCUGCAAAGUAAAAGGACAGGUGUGCAGAUUCAUAAUUGAUGGUGGGAGCUGCAACAAUAUUGUCAGUGCCUUGUUGGUUGACAAACUUGGCCUGCCAACACGUCGCCAUCCACACCCGUACCAUAUGCAAUGGCUGAAUAAUUCCGGGCCAGUGAAAGUUUCAUCCAUGGUCCGUUUAUCAUUCUCAGUUGGUGAUUAUCAUGGAGAGGUUGAUUGUGAUAUUGUCCCCAUGCAAGCAUGCCAUUUGCUGCUUGGUCGGACCUGGCAAUUUGAUGUGGACUCGGUGCAUUUUGGACGGUCUAACAAAUACACUUUCAUUCACAAUGACAAGAAGGUGGUUCUUGUUCCAUUAUCUCCAGAGGAGAUACAUACUUCAGAUAUGGCUCGCAAGAAAAGAGAGGAAUCUGACAAAAGAAAAUUGAGUGAUAUCGCCAACCCAAGUAAGGGAGAGAGUUCUAACCCAUCCAACCACAUAUAGCCUCAUACCAAUCUUAAACAGCCACGCCACACUGAGUGUCUCUUUGUGAGCAAGAGUGAUUUGAGAGAAGUGAGAAACACCACAGCUCCAUUCUUUGUGCUCUUGCACAAGGAGGUCCUCCUUUCAACUAACGAUUUACCUUCCUCGCUGCCUAGUGUUGUUCUUGAUCUCUUACAGGAUUUCAAAGAUGUUUUUCCCGAUGAGAUACUAGCUGGACUUCCUCCACUCCGUGGAAUUGAGCAUCAUAUUGAUUUGGUACCAGGUGCUUCUCUUCCAAAUCGUCCAGCCUACCGCACCAAUCCCGAAGAGACAAAGGAAAUUCAGCGACAGGUAAAAGAGCUUUUGGAUAAAGGGUAUAUUCGUGAAUCCUUAUCACCAUGUGCU
Panicum virgatum (switchgrass) is the source of this 2334-nucleotide messenger RNA. RefSeq lists its product as uncharacterized. Lineage: Eukaryota; Viridiplantae; Streptophyta; Magnoliopsida; Poales; Poaceae. Gene Ontology annotation, molecular function: nucleic acid binding; zinc ion binding. The record is from RefSeq and is a predicted model, not a curated record. The transcript is spliced from 2 exons. The coding region runs from base 1 to 1950 and encodes 649 amino acids.